This is a messenger RNA of Entelurus aequoreus (snake pipefish), 5654 nucleotides long. RefSeq names its product sulfotransferase family 5A, member 1 (gene sult5a1). The coding region runs from base 93 to 980 and encodes 295 amino acids. The record is from RefSeq and is a predicted model, not a curated record. Gene Ontology annotation, biological process: sulfation. Gene Ontology annotation, molecular function: sulfotransferase activity. Lineage: Eukaryota; Metazoa; Chordata; Actinopteri; Syngnathiformes; Syngnathidae. Gene Ontology annotation, cellular component: cytoplasm. The transcript has 6 exons.
UUGCUUCGUCAGUCUCUCUCCGCUAGAGCAGCAGACAGGUAGUGCCAGUAAGACCAGGUACGCUAAGAAAUCUCCUUUUAUCGAGCUCAGACAUGUCCAGGCUGGAAGUCACCGAGAUGUUUCAAGGAAUCAAAUAUCCUGGACACCUGCACACCCAGGAGUCUUUGCAGCGUGCUCUAACCUUGCCUUUUCAGGACACCGACAUCCUCAUUGUCUCCUACCCAAAGUCAGGCACCACGUGGAUGCAGCAAAUCGUAACGCUUAUCUCCAACAAAGGAGAGCCACACGUGUCCCAAACGGUGCCGAACUGGGCUCUGGCUCCCUGGCUGGAGCAUCAUUAUGCUGACCAGCUUAUCCAGACCUUAAAACCACCUCGAGUUCUCACCACACACCUGCCUCAUCACAUGCUAGGCCACGCCCUCCGCACUUCCAAAGCCAAGGUCAUUUACGUCAGCAGAAACCCAAAAGAUACUGCGGUGUCUUUUUACCACUUCCACAAACUGGCCAACUUCCUACCUGACGCUGGCUCCCUUCAAGAGUUUUUAGACCAGUUUCUGGAGGGCACAGUGCACUUUGGCUCCUGGUUUGAUCACGUUAAAGGAUGGACGAGCGAGUUGGGAAAGACCCCAAACCUGCUUCAUGUCACCUAUGAAGAGAUGUCAAUGGACCUCCACGGUGCCAUCAAGAAGGUGAGCACUUUCCUCCAGCGCCCCCUAGCGGAGGACGAGGUCCUUAGCUGUGUGAGACACUGCAGCUUCAGCAGCAUGAAGGAGAACAAGAUGAGCAACUACACCCUGGUUCCUGGUGAGAUCAUGGACCACAGCAAAGGAGCCUUCAUGAGGAGAGGCAAGGUUGGGGACUGGAAGAACUUUUUCACUCAGGAUCACAAUCAACACUUUGAUGAGGUUCUGCAGGAGAAGAUGCACGGUUGCUCUGUUGAGUUUGUAUGGGAAGAAGCGGAUCCAAAGGAGCGUCUUUGAGAGACAUGAAAUGAUUCUAUUCUUUAUUCAGUAAACAUGUAAUCACUCUAUCACCCUUCAUUCAUUAUGUUAAUCCAAUAUGUAUUAUGGCAGAAAAGGGAUGCAAAAAAAGCAUGAAUAUGAUGACCCUUAGUGGUGGGAUGAGUACACUACAGGGGUACCUCAAUUUAGGAGAGUUCUGAGAUUAGAGCUAAUUGUUAUACUUUAAGUCAGUCAGGGGUUCUUAACAUUUUUGACCUCGGGGCCCAACUUUUACACUAUAGAGAAGUCCGGGGCCCAUUCAAGUAUUAAAGUACCAGUAGCAUGGAAAAACAAGUUGCCUCUAUAUUGAAGCUAUUACCAUAUAUAACUGAUUUAUGACACCAAAAGACUUACAAAGUUUGCGGAUAAAUCAAUAUGAUCGAAAAUAGUAUCAAUCUCACGGAGAUUCCCGAGCCAUUUUGAGAGAAAACGUUGCGUGAGGAAACACAGAUCCCUUCCCCAUCAACAACAAAGCGAAUCAAGCAGACUUUGUGAGAGCCAACAACGAUUACUUUGGGAAAAUUAUGAUUCAGGACUUUAUAUUUUUGAGCCGGAAUACAAAGAGGAUGAGCAAUAACCUUUAGAAGCCAAGUGCUAAACGGAUGCAGCUUUAUUGUGACACUAUAGCAUUAGCAGCAUUGCUAGGUGCUAAACAUACUAACUAACCAUAUUAAACAUCAAUAAAACAAGCACUUGCUGUAAUAUUUCCGCUCUCGCUGGGAUGUCGACCGACAGGACGCUCACAUAAUUCCGUUUUGUUGAAGAAACAGUCACAAUCCUCUCGAAGGGUUAAAAAAAAAAUUCUGCCGGAAGCGUCUUUUUCACCACCUGGGGGACGUGAAAGUGGACCAGCCUGUCGGUCCAUGGCCACAUUUGUCUACUACCAAGUGAAAUAUGCAUGAAUUAUGAUCUAGAAUUUACUUUUAGCAAGUUUGAGACAAAGCAAAAGCAGCUGCCGGCUCAGUGUAAGCUAGCAUUAGCUCACUGCUAUCAAUGUGCCGCCACUAGGCCUACUCAGUGGCCUAGUGGCCGAGUCAUACCAAAGACUAUAUAAAUGGGACCCAUUACCUCCCUGUUUGGCACUCAAGGGUUGGAAUUGGGGGUUAAAUCACCAAAAAUGAUUCCUGGGCGCGGCCACCGCUGCUGCCCGCUGCUGCCCGCUGCUCCCCUCACCUCCCAGGGGGUGAACAAGGGGAUGGGUCAAAUGCAGAGGACACAUUUCACCACACCUAGUGUGUGGGUGACAAUCAUUGGUACUUUAACUUUAAUUAAAAUAGUCCGUCUGCGUUAGCGCUUAUAAUAACAAUAUCACUCAUAUUUGGUUAAUUUUCAGGUCACGACAUGUAAGUGGAGUAUUGUUGGCAGUCUCUGGAUGUUUUUAGAGAGAGUGUAAAAAGCACAAAUGUUAACUCAAUUGUUGGCUAUUUACAAUUUAGAAAGCAUACAAAAGCCAAGCAUGUGUGUUCUUGUCUGAUAAACAGCACAUCUCUUUCCAAUGUUGGCAUAUUUCCAGUAUAACUGGUCUGAUAACAUUGUCAGAAUGCAAACGUAGAUCUACAGUGACGUAGAACCUAAGAAAAUUGCUGAAGAUAUCGGAGUGGAGCCUUCAAAACGGCCAACUGAAUUUAUGACUAUUUUGUGAUGUUUAAACAGUGUUUUCACAUACUUUGAGGAUUGUAAAUACAAUUGAAUAUGGUUUAAUGGAUAUAAUGAAACACAAAUAAGCAUAUAAAGUCAACUUUUUUUCCCACUCUACUGCUACUUUAACACUGAAUUAGUAGUCUCUCGAUUUUAAUCGCAUUCAGAAUAUCUUACAUUUAAACCUUGUGACAUGAUAUGAAAGCAUGUGUUAGUCACAAAGAUUAUUAUCAAGGCUUAGUUCAGGCUGAUUAUAAAGAUUAAUACUAAUCAAAUAUAAUGCAUAAGAAGGGACUCAUAAAAAUCUGACGAAAAAUAAAUUCACAUUUAAUUAUGUUGCGGCAAAAUAUUUUUACCAAAUAAAUAAUGAAUAUGUUUCUUAACUAAACUGUCAAUAAAAAUUAAGUGCAAAUGAAAAUACAGCUUUACCACUUUAGUCAUAAUUUUUUGCGCUUAAGAAACUUCUCUAUGACUUUAGCUCCAGACUUUUUCUGUUUGUUUGGUGUUGUCAUUACUGCCACAAGUGGUGGGAAACUGUAUUACAACUCAGUACCACUGCGGCCCAUAUGGACCACAUCUGUUUUGGAGGCCCUCUAGGGGGCGCUCACGGGCCAACAUUGGGCCCUAUGGUUAAGAAACAUUGUUUUCAGUUACAAGUCAAAAUUUGAGUUACAAGCAUCCCCGCCAUUAGUUGGCAUAACGAAUAUCACAGUGAACCCUGUAAGAACCGCCCAAAACAUCCGGUCUUACUCGCUAGCAUGAGCUUAUAGCGAUGGAUCGACAUAACUUUGUUUUCCAACCGUUGGAAGGAAGAAAGUUUGUGGGAAGUAGUGCUGAGAAGAAGUGGAUAAUAUUCAUUGCAUUAAUUAAAUAAAUAAUCCAAAACCUGACGUGUAGCCAACUUGGCGAGAAAAUUUGAGCAUAUAACUACUAGACUGCACCAUGCUGAAGCAGAAAGAGUCUUAACGCCAGCCAAGAAUGUUAAAACAAUAUCUAAACGACAUGCAUUUAUCCAAGUAAACAUGGAUAAGCUGCUGAUGGUGUGUUUGACGGAGAAGCAGCUGCAGCACCUCUCCAAGGUAAAUACUAGGGGUGUCAAAAAAUGUAUUUUUUUUUUAAUGAAUCGUGAUUCUUAUUUGUAACAAUUCUUGAUUGAUCCAAAAAAAUCAAAAAUCGAUUAAAAAAAGAACAACAAUUUUGUUUGUUUUUUUCUCAAAAAUCUUUCCUGUCCAGCUAUUUUUGUAAAUGUUUGGGUAGAAUUUCACUAAACAAAACCAGUUUUCUUUCGAGUAGAAAAAUGGAGCAAUGUAGUUGAUCAUUGAGCUGGCACACAAGGUUAUUAAAAAAGUAUUGAUUUUGAAUCGAGAAUUGAUUCUGAAUCGAAUCGUUACCCCUAAGAAUCGAAUCGAAUCGUGUAAAGAUUCACCUCCCUCGUAAAUACUGUGCAUUAUCAUUACAUUACUUCAUAAAACUACUGCAGUUGUUCGUAGUACUAAUUCUCUUUUAUACAAUAUUAUCUUAAAGUUAGUUUUUUCCUUUUAAAAGGCACGACGUUACAUGGUAUAAUAUAGCUGCUUUUUUUUUUAAAGGGAGUUUCUUUAUUGUGAGUAAAAGAGUGGUUAAGUCCAUUUUGUGUUGAGCUGUUCAAAAAAAGCAUUGGCAAAAAGUAAACAAACUAUCCAGGUCCAUGUUGAUACUAUUAAAAACUUUACAAUGACACAUAUUACAGACAAAAAUAAACGUAUUAAAGAUGAAAAAAAAAACGUAUUUCUGUGUGUGGUUAAUCAUAAUGAACUACAAGUUAACUAAGGACAAAAUAAGAUGAAUCGCAAUAAAUAAUUUUUUAUCGUUUGACAGCACACAGCCCUUUAUUUGGGCUAUGUGCAAUGCCCCACAACUAAGUCUAUAAUUCCGAUUAAUUUUUUUGCAAGUAUCUGGCCUUUCAGAUCUCCUUUAAUUAACUGACUGAGUCUGUGGGGGUUCUCUGUGUUUACUUGUUAAUAUUACUAUUUGAAAGCACGGUUGCACCAACCCGCUAUGGACUAGAUGGAAAUCCACCCGGCUAAAACCUGACAUGUUUACGUGCUAUGUAUACAGUAUGUUCAAUAUACGUGUAGUCCCUAUUUAAAAAUAAAGAAGAAAACAAUUCCGGGAAGACAGGAGCUUGAGAUGAACAAAGUCCAGCUCCCUGGGAAGGUGAACUUAAGUUUGGAUGCAGUGUACACCACACAUAAUAAAAGAAACUUCCAGAAAGGUAUAAAACCUAUUGUGAGCGUUUCAACAGAGACAUCCGAAAGCUUGCAUUGAGGUGAGGACAAAAGGACCAUAACGCAUAUUAGUUUUUAAAAAUCUAAAUUCACAUUGUUGUCUCGUUAGUGCGACCACGCUGGACUGUGAUCAUUGAACUAUUUGAUAGACAAUACAUUAGGGUUGUAUGGUAUACCUGUAUUAGUAUAGUACCGCGAUACUAAUGAAUCAUAUUCGGUACUAUACCCCCCCGCCCCCCCUUUUUUUUAACGGGUAUGACGGCGCGUCGUUUUACAAGCAGAGGAGCAUGUUCGGCAGCGCACAAUCACGGAGUACUUACCAGCAGACACAGUGUGUAGACAGAAAAGGGAGAACGGACGCAUUUUGGCUUAAAAACUGACGAUAAAGGUGAAGUUAUAACACUGAAACGCCCUCAGGAAGAGGUGCUUUAAGACAUGGCUAGCUAGAUAGCAGCUAAAAUCCAUCCGCAGUCUGCAUUGUUUUAGCUACUUCUAAAUCACUAAUCCUUGCCUCCAUGGCGACAAACAAGGUAAGUUUCUACAAGUAUCAUCCCUGCAGGACGAGGAAUAGCUAAACAUGCUUCACUACCCACCGUAGCCCACCGGCGUCAUCAGGUUCCUGAAUGCCGUGGGUGGAGCUACACCUAACAUCCACUGUAAUGAUACCAAGUACAGGAGCGUAUCUAGUCGAUACUACUAUGAUUAAAUCUAUAUUUUUUAGCAUCACAAAAUCUUUUUUCGUUUUUUU